AUGGAAUCAAACAUCUUCGAAUCUAAAUCGCUGAAGCAUAGAGGGAAGGAUGAGAAGAUGACGAUUAGAAUGAAUCAGAAUCAAAUUAUUGUAGUAUUAGAGCCAUCAGAUUUAUAAUCAGCAAUGAAAUUCUAGAUCGAAUAGAUAAAGGAUAAGGCAGCUAACAAAAAUUAUAAUUGGGAAAUCUUUGAUAUAAAGCAGGAAAUUGGAGCAGGUACCUUUGGGUAAGUAUUUGCAUCAUUGGAUUAAAAGACAGGAAAGAAAUACGCUCUAAAAUUUAUUGGCUAUAACGAUGAAAGUGAUUAAGACCCAGAAUUCAAGGCAGCUGUCAGAGAAAUUGUUAUUAUGCAGACAUUAUCAUAAACUAAUUGUUAUGGGUUGCUAAAAAUUUAUGAUAUCUAUCCUUGCAUAAAGGAUGAUAAUAAGUAUCUAGUGAUUGUGAUGGAAUUGUGUGAUUGUAAUCUAAUGGAGCUCUUGAAAGUACAUUUCAAUUUAUAAUUCAAGGUGAGAAUAGAAGAGAAUAAAACCAAAUGGACAGAUGAAGAGUUGCUGUACAUCUUACAUUAAUUAGUUGAAGGUUUUGUAAUUAUGAAGAAACACAAUGUUACUCAUCGUGAUAUAAAACCUUAAAAUAUCCUAUAUUGUUAAGCAGACAAAUCUUACAAAAUUGCUGAUUUGGGAGGUGCAAAAUUUCUGAAACCAAAAUAAACUUAAUUAAAUACAGUUCGUGGGUCUCCAGCUUAUUGGGCUCCUGAGAUUUAUUUUUUUUGUGAUUUGUAAAAGGACAAGGAAGGUCGUUUUUUUGUAGGUAAAUAACAUUUAAAUUAUGAUCCUUAUACAUCUGAUGUCUAUUCAGUUGGGAUAACCUUUUUGUUAAUGCGCAAAUUAAUUCCAAGAUUAGAUAGAGAAUCUCUGAAAAUUGAAGUUGAAUUGCUUAGGAAAUUGAAAUCACCAUCUAUUUUUGAAUAGAUAAUCAUUAAAAUGCUAGAAUAUGAUGAUCAAAAGCGUCUUUCUUUUGAAGACUUAUUAUAACUCAUCUCCUCUUAUAAAGAUCUAUUUAAGAAACCUAAUGAAGAUGUAUUCGUUAACUGUUUGAAAACUUAAUAGGAUAAAAAAAAUUUGAGUGUUUAAGAUUUGAUGAUGAGGGAGGUCAAAUUAGGUGAAGCAUAUGAAAAGUUGAAUUUGCCUGAACAUGCUAAAUCUCAUUAUGAAUUAGCAUUGAAAUAUGCCAUCAAAUUAUCCAAAGAUAGUGCCAAGGCAGAUAUUAUGAAUAGUUUAGGAACUGUCAAUUGUGAUUUGGAGCAGUACGAUGAGGCUGAGAAGAACUUUUGUGAAUCGGUUGCUCUAUACAAAAAGCUGAAUGGAGAUAAACAUUCUUCAGUGGCAGAUGGGUAUAAUAAUUUGGGAAUUGUUAAACGAAAAAAAGGAGAGUUUGAGAAAGCCAUUAAGCAUUAUGAAUAAGCGUAUCAAAUCAAAGAAUAGAUAUUUGGAGAAAACAACUUAGGAGGUGCAGUCAUUUUAUAAAACAUAGCCAUGGCACAUAAGAAAUUGAAGAACUAUGAUCAAGCUAUCAAAUAUUUUAAAAGUGCCUUGCAGAUCAAAAAACUAUUAUGUGGAGAUCGCAGCCCAAUCCUUUGCUCAACUUAUGAUAAUUUGGCGAGAGUUUAUUAUGAAAAACAACAGUUUGAUAUGGCAAUCUCAUUCUAUUCUAUUACUGCUGAAAUCUAUAGGAAACACCAAUAAUCUAAUUAAUAGAGAUUAUCUGAUACUCUAUUUGAAAUAGCCUUAUGUUUCUAGAAAAUAGGUAGAUAUGCAGAAACAAUAAAAGCAGCACAAGAAUCCUAUAAUUUGAGGAAGCUAAUAUAUGGAUAAUAUGCGAAACAGACUGUGAAAAGCCAAGAAUUACUAUCUCAAAGCUUUCUAGAAGAAGGUAGGUAUGAAGAGGCAUUGUAACACUAUACUUAACUGAAAUAAUUUUACCUCGAUAAUUUAGUCAAAUGCACUGUUGAUGAGAGAUUCGAUAGCAUGGCAGAUAUUCUUAAGAAUUUAGGAGCCUCUUAUAUGGGAGUUCAGAAAUAUGAUAAGGCUUUGGAGCAUUAUAAAGAAGGAAUAGAGUUCCUUAUGAAGAGAAACGAUAAUGAAAGUACAAGAAUGGCCAAAAUAUAUUAUAAUAUGGGAUUAGUCUACAGAAAGAUGAAGGAUUUUAAAUCUGCUGAGUAGUAUUAUUAAACUGCAGCAAGUUUAAUUGCUGCUAGUAAAUCGGCUUCGGAUCUGAUUACCUUAGGAGAUAUUUACAACAAUUUCGGAGUGUUGUUUGGAACUUAGGAUAAAUUUGUUUAGGCAAAGAAAUAUUUUCAAAUGUCAUUGGAAAAUUAUCAAAAGGUUUUAGGACCCAAUCAUAGUAUAUGUAAAGAAGUUUAAAUAAACAUCAAGGAAUUAUAGAAGUGGAUAUCGAAAUGA
Paramecium tetraurelia is the source of this 2460-nucleotide messenger RNA. RefSeq lists its product as uncharacterized. The record is from RefSeq and is a predicted model, not a curated record. Lineage: Eukaryota; Ciliophora; Oligohymenophorea; Peniculida; Parameciidae. Gene Ontology annotation, molecular function: protein binding; ATP binding; protein kinase activity. The transcript has 4 exons. Gene Ontology annotation, biological process: protein phosphorylation.